AUGAGCAUUGUGACAAAGAGCGAUUUAAAUCCAAAGAAGGUCAUCUAUGACUGCUCGCAGAAUAUGUACCCUGUAAAGGACCGUGUGAGUCCCCACGGUUUGAUUUACAGGGAUUUCCCGCACUUUGUCAACCAGGAUGGGAACUACCUGUUCUGCCGGUACUGGGAACCUGUAACACCCCCAAGGGCUCUGGUGAUGAUCAUACAUGGUGCAGGAGAACACAGUGGCCGUUACACGAAUGUUGCCUCAAUGCUCGUGAGGGAAUCCUACAUUGCAUUUGCACAUGAUCACAUUGGCCACGGGCAAAGUGAAGGCAAACGACUAAGUGUGCCUAACUUCAGAACAUAUGUCCGUGACUGCCUGCAACACAUCGACAUGGUCAAGCAACGCUACCCAAGGCUGCCUCUAUUUCUGUUGGCUCAAGGCCUUGGAGGAUUGGUUGCAACAUACGUGGGGAAAGAACGACAACAUGAGAUUGCUGGGGUGAUCUUUAUGGCACCUUUGGUAUUAGUAAAUCCCGAAUCAGCAACCCCAUUGAAGUUGUGCUGUGCCAGAAUGAUGUAUCAUCUGAUGCCAAAUUUCUCCCUGGGAUACAUGGACCCACGGUGGUUGUCCAGAUCACAACGAGAGGUAAUAAACUACAUGAAUGACCCUCUCAACUACCUUGGACCUUUUAGGAUGAGGUUUAUUGUUCAGGUGUUGCACGCAGUGACCAAGCUUGACAAGAUUUUCCCCGAGAUCACCUGGCCAGUGCUCAUCCUACACGGAGACUCGGAUAAACUCUGUGACAUCAAGGGUUCCUUCCUCAUGUACGAGAAGUUGGGCAGCUCAGACAAGACAUUCAAGGUGAUUCAUUUUUCCCAAAACAGGCAUCUCUAG
Pristis pectinata (smalltooth sawfish) is the source of this 879-nucleotide messenger RNA. Its product is annotated as monoglyceride lipase-like. The transcript is spliced from 7 exons. Gene Ontology annotation, molecular function: lipase activity. Lineage: Eukaryota; Metazoa; Chordata; Chondrichthyes; Rhinopristiformes; Pristidae. The record is from RefSeq and is a predicted model, not a curated record. Gene Ontology annotation, cellular component: membrane. Bases 1 to 879 code for a protein of 292 amino acids.